Leguminivora glycinivorella is the source of this 3018-nucleotide messenger RNA. It is a transcript of the gene Txl, whose product is annotated as thioredoxin-like protein 1. The coding region runs from base 67 to 927 and encodes 286 amino acids. The transcript has 6 exons. NCBI's taxonomy places the organism in Eukaryota, Metazoa, Arthropoda, Insecta, Lepidoptera, Tortricidae. The record is from RefSeq and is a predicted model, not a curated record.
AGUAUCAUUCCCUGAUUGUUGUCGUUCGAAGUCAGGCGCUUUCUUCUCGUUAUAUUUAUACAAAUUAUGGGUCUAGCCACAGUAAUUGAGAAUGAGGGCCAUUUCCAACACGAAAUGGCCAACGCCGGCACGAAACUGGUCGUCGUGGACUUUACGGCGACUUGGUGUCCGCCGUGCCAGAGGAUCGCGCCUUUCUUUGAGCAGCUGCCAGCCAAGUUCCCUAGGGCGGUAUUCCUAAAGGUGGACGUAGACCGCUGUGCAGAGACGGCAGCGGCGCAAGGCAUCAGCGCUAUGCCCACUUUUGUUUUUUACAGAAAUAGAACAAAGAUUGACCGGCUACAGGGGGCUGACCCGGCAACUUUGGAGAGCAAAGUGAGACACUACUAUGGAUCUGAUGAUGCUGGUGAUGACGAUAAUGCAGUUGCCGGCCAUAUGGACCUCGGAACGUUCAUCACCAAGAGUGAGUGCGAGUGCCUCAACGAGGCUGAUGAGCACCCGCUGGCGCACGCGCUGACCAGCGGCGGCGGCUACCUCGCCAGCGACUGCGAUGAGCAGCUCAUCAUCAACAUUGCGUUCAACCAGCUGGUGAAGCUGCACUCGCUGAAGAUCAAGGGCCCCGCCGAUAAGGGUCCCAAGUUCGUGAAGCUGUUCAUCAACCAGCCGCGCACGCUGGACUUCGACCAGGCCUCCGGGAACAACUCGGUGCAGGACUUGGAGCUCGCUCCAAACGAUGUGGAAGGCAACCCGAUCCCCCUCAAGUUCGUCAAGUUCCAGAGUGUCCAGAACAUCCAGUUGUUCAUCAAAGACAACCAGUCCGGCGGUGACGUCACGCAGAUCGACCACCUGGCCUUCUACGGCACGCCGGUAGCCACCACCAACAUGGGAGAGUUCAAGCGCGUCGCCGGCAAGAAGGGCGAGGGUCAUUAGACUAGCCUCAGCUUUAGGGAUUUGGUAGGGUGGUACUAGAUAGCUUUGAGUAUAAAUGGAUGCUAUCCGUAAAGCUUAAAUCUUAUAAUAAAGAAAUGUCGAAGUGUUUUCACAUUAUCCGAUCUGAUAUCAAAUGUACUAAAGCAAUCUUUGCUAUCCUUGCUUCAUCUGAUAUCGGAUGGGAUAUCGUGAAAACGCCGUCAGUUGCAGAGAAAAAGGGCUUUGCAUUGAAGUUUGAAUGCAAAGGUGCUAAGCGAAAAUUAUUGACUACAGUACCUAACAGUUAGGCCUCUUGUCCACGACACGGUUAUUCAACCGUACGGCGUGUUAGUCGUACGGUUGAAAAAACGUGCGAGCUUGUACAUGACACGGCAAAACCACCGGAGAGACAUUGGCCAAGUACGGGCUAGUAGCGUUUAUAUCCCGGGUUGUGCCGGGGCCGGGACGUGCUACUUUAAUGAAUUUUCUUACGAAAAAAAAAAGAUUAUCGUUGCUUAAUUACAUAAUAGGAAACGGAAAAAAAAGGAAAGACGGUUUUGGAUAUAUCCGAUUUUAGAAAAAAGGCAUAUUUAAGCCGCUUAGUUUUAUAAUCAUCUAUGGUCUUAUCCCAUAUUAUUGGCCUUUCUUGAAUCAAUGUAAUUAAUAAUUCUUGAUUUAUGCUCAUUUUAUAACAAAAUCGGGAAUCAGCGUAUGUAAACAGGCACGAAUCCGUGCAUACGUCCGGUGCCGUCAACACACUCCCGUAGACUGCUAUACAACACUGAUGAAAAUCACGCCGUGCGUACGCGGCGAGCCGAGGGGCAGUCACGGCGCACACGGCCGCGGCGCGACCGUGCGCGUCUACAAGCUUUCAUAGUGAUCCAUACAACACUGACGCGACCGUGCCUACACGCGGCGAAUUAACCGUAGAUUUUCACGGCGAUAAACCGUGUCGUGGACAAGAGGCCUUAAGGCUCUUUCCUGUCUUAUCAGUACAGCACUAGUUUGGCAAACAUUUCCGUCAGUAGAACAACGACAAAUUUAAACGCGGUAUUGUAUACCGAUUGGCGUUACGGAUUAAGAAUGAAGCCUAUCAGCCUGCAAGGUGGCAAUACUAUUUUCGUACCGAUCUAUUAAGCUAGGAAUAUACUACGCGGACGUCCGCGGUCGCGCGACCGCGACCGAUCAGUGUGCACGGUCUUCGGGACGUGGCUUCGGCUGACCAAAACAUCCAGCGAGCCAGAUUUCGAUCGGACGUCCGUGCGCUUAAGGCCACGUCCAUGACCGACGACCGUAAGUUUGCACCGUUAAGUGUAUAUUCAUUGUCUAGAUCCGCGUCCGCGGUCGCGACGGCGGACGUCCGCGUAAUAUGUUCUAGGUUGUCUGGAAGAGAUCGCUCUUUAGCGAUAAUACCGUCUCUUGUUUUACCUCUUAAGUUGUUGUUUAUACUUGCUAUAUUGUUUCGUGUAUUGAGGUGUGCAAUAAAGAGUAUUUGUAUUGUAUUGUAUGUUCCUAGCUUUACUGUAAGUCAGGAAGAGCCUUAGGUUAUAGAAAUUUAUGGAUAAAAAGUAGAUUUUUAAACACAUUCAGUGACAGUGUCCGAUGAUCUGGUUCUGUACGUUUUUUAUAAUAUAUACGAGAUUUUGCAUGUUAUCUAGGCUCGUGCUGGCGCCGAAUGUGUUAAUAUGGUAACUUAUAAAUCUAUUUAUAUUCAGGCUAAAGUGACUGCUGGCUAGUAUCACACCUUGGCUACGCAACACAAGGGUAUGCAAACUUAAAAUCAUAUUGUACCGUAUGAAUGAGAAAGUAGCCUUAUUCAUAAGAAAUGUUACUGAAGUUAAAAGUGUACUGUCCCUUUGUCAUAAGUACAUAAGUCAACAUGACAGAUAAAACAAGCGAAUAUUAGGUAAUUCAAGAUUAUAAAGUGUUUAUGAAUAACGCCAUUAGUCUUGAGUUUGCAGCACCAUUGACUUUAUAACAAAAUAGUGUUAUCAGUUGCAAAGGCUUGAUUAUAUUUCAUAAUUAGAUAAUGAAUGAAUUAUUAAACAAAAUAUAUUUACGAUAAUCUAUGUUGUAGUUCGAAUUAUGGUUCAAGUGAUUAUGUGGUUAAUU